Molecule: messenger RNA, 2408 nt
Organism: Heterotrigona itama
Lineage: Eukaryota; Metazoa; Arthropoda; Insecta; Hymenoptera; Apidae
Source: the annotation of a GenBank genome assembly
AUGCCGUUGAACAGUGACGGCACGGUCCUGUUCAACGCAACGUUGUUCGCCGUGGUGAGGACGUCGCUGCGAAUCAAGACCGAGGGGAACAUCGACGACGCAAACGCCGAGCUGAGGGCCGUGAUUAAGAAAAUUUGGAAGAGGACCAGCCCGAAGCUUCUGGAUCAAGUGGUGCCGCCGCCCGGAGGCUGGUCUGAGGACUUUACACGAAGCUGGGCCCGAGCUGAAGAGAGCCAUUUCCGGAAACUUGGAAGAGCUCCUCGACGACAAUCCGGAACCUAUGCACAGGAGGAACCAUUCGUUAUUCGGCAGCGUCUGGUCGAGUAUGAGGAAAGGGCACCACAGUUUCAACCGAGCCAGAUCGCUCAAGGUGAAUUCCACGACCCUCAAGAAAAGACUAAAAGAUGAAAAAUACCCCUGCUGUUUGAAUUUGCAGGCUUCCCCGACAAAUUCCAUAGACUUCCUGCCAUACUCGUCGCUUCAAAGAGGAAGCGGCCACGACCCGGCGAACCAAGUUACCGCGAGGUCCCAUCAAGUUGUGCCAAACGUAGCGGGCGGUUUGAGCGACAGCGCGAUGAAUCAAAUGGGAAUCGAGCCCAAGCUCACGGGUAUCGAGGAGAACAUCCCGCUGAAGCCGUUUCCCGUGUUUGGAAAUCCCGUCCAGCAACAAUUCCAUCAUCACGCCCCUUACAAAGUACUCGAGUAAGUAGAUAAUAAUCGUUGGCUGAUUGGCGGCAAUUAUCAUCGAUCGGGUCUAGAUGUAACAUCUAAAUGCGUGCGUGCGUACGUACGUAAUUGGUGGUUAGAAAUUGCCUAGAAAAAGCGGUCGGGUCGCGUGGCAAAUUAGAAAAUCUGGGGAACGAGAGAGAAACCGACGUGAUCUUCCUAGUGAUGAUCGGUGAAUUGUACGUUUCAGCGGUCCAGGUAGCGGUAAUUAUCUUCAUCCGAAUAGCGAAUAUGGUAAGAGACGUUAGGGCUAUGGGAGUCGAUAUAGUUUGCUUUUUUUACUCUUGAUCGAAUAGCAUUUCUCGCUUGCGCGCUUGCAUGCGUAACCACUAACCACCGGGAGCUCGACGAUCAUCGCCGAGUUUGCUGAAACGCGCCCGAACGUGUGUGUGUGUGUGUGUGUACGCGCGUGAGAAAGUUAUUAACCCUUUCGCUACGGCAAACUUUGAUGAACGUGCCGUAGAAGUUCGAUCGAAAUUUUUCAGCGUGCAUUUCUCUCAGAAAGUAUAUUGAAAUAAUCAAAAUACUUAUUACACUGUAUUAAAUGCAAUAGCUGCCCCUUAAGCAUCCACAGUUGGGACCGAAAGAAAGAGUGGGGAUGAUCGUUAACUAUUUUACCGACAGCUGGCACGUGCGACGAAUUCCAGUAUUGGUUUACAUUUAUGUGAAGAAAUUCAAUAUAUCAACAUUUUAUUCAAGCUAUUUCCGAUUUAAUGCAAUAAUUACCAAACGAUUGCAAUUCAUCUAAAUUUCUCGAAAAUUUAUUGAAAUUCUUAUAAAAGUGGUUGUUGAUCGAUAAUUGAAUGGAAACCUCGAAUAAAAGUCUUGUUAAGUUUUCGUCGAUAGUAAAUUAACAAUACACAUAGUUCUAUAAUCGUAUUAAUACAUAUAAAUUGAAUUUGUAUAUAUUUGUAUAGUAUCAUUGUGUAAAUUUUGUGGACAAAAUGCACUUAGGCAACACAAUGUAGAAAUGAUUCAAAAAACACUGAAAAGCUGACUAGAUGAUAUAGUGGCGUAGCAGUAAAGGGAAAAAUAAAAAGUAUAUAGUAUUACUAUUUAUUAAUAAUAAAUUUUGCAAAAAAAAGAACUUCUUUAGUAAGCAGACAAAACAUUGUAUAUAUAUGUAUUAAUAGUUUAUUUCAGUAUGAUACUUUUUGAAACAAAAAAUUUAACAGUAACUUCUGGAAAAGUUCACAUUCCAAGUAGUUUUACUCCUCUUUUUGUAUUUUUUCUUUUUGUAAUUUUCACUAUUUAGCAUCUGUGCUGCAUAUCUAUUUGUUUUAACAAUUAUCGCGUCCUAAAAUAAUCAUCCGUCAAUGUUAGAUUGAAUAAAUCUAUUAUCUAUUUUCUCCUAAUUCUUCCAAAAAUAAAAGGUUUAUUCUAUGGUGUUUUCCGUGAAGAUAAAAAGAUAAAACUUUUUCGAUUAUUACCUUUGGGAACCCAAUUGCAAUCAUUGGCGUUAUUUUUACUCGUUGAAGAUUCAUUUGUUUUUAUCGUAUCCUCGUUAUCAGAAUCUUCGAAAGAUGUACGUCUAAAAUGUUUUUUCUGUCCUUGAAAAAAAAAAAAAUCUGUCGCUGCACUUUUCAAAAUUAUUUUUACGUUUGCCCGUGUUUAAUUACAAACAAAAUUAUUUCUAGGAAUUAAUUAAAACGGUGAAACAAUUUCGUAAUUAUAUAGAAUAA